This is a messenger RNA of Manis pentadactyla (Chinese pangolin), 2382 nucleotides long. Its product is annotated as killer cell lectin-like receptor 2. Lineage: Eukaryota; Metazoa; Chordata; Mammalia; Pholidota; Manidae. Bases 323 to 1144 code for a protein of 273 amino acids. The transcript is spliced from 8 exons. The record is from RefSeq and is a predicted model, not a curated record.
UCUUUUCAGGCCUCAAGUAUAGAUUUUCAAUGUUAUGUUGAACCAAGUAAUUGGUUAGUUGAAAUGGAGGAAGACAAAGCUUAUGACCAUCUUUCCUUUUCCGUCAACAUCAACUUUUAUUAUUCAAUUUCCUUUUAUCACUUUGGUCAAGAGGAGGGGCAGAAAAUUUUGAGUUGGAGUCCCAUUCAGACACAAUUCAUUUCUGCUUUCCAUCUUACAGACCCUCACUAACCCAUGGGACUCGGUUGGAAGGACUAACUUCUUCACCUCAUUUUUGGGUCAGCUUUCUCCACUGGCGUCCCUGCGAGUUGCAGGUACAGACAUGAGCAAUGAGGAAGUGACUUACUCCACCCUGAGAUUUCUUCCGUCUCCUUCAGAGUCACAAAAUAGAUUAAGGCCUGGUGGUACUCAAAGGCCUGACAAAGGGUUUUCAGUGCCCUGGCAUCUCAUUGCAGUGACUCUCGGGAUUUUCUGUUUACUUCUGUUGAUGGCAGUCACUGUGUUGGGGACAAAGAUUUUUCAGUAUUUUCAAGAAAAACAUCAACAGGAGGAGAUUCUACGAAACCUCAGUCAAAAGUACCACAUUAUGCGAAAUGAUUACUACAUAAAGGAGCAACAUUUAACAAAUAAGUCUUUAGAAUAUGACAUUUUCAAAAAUGAAACCCUUCAGCAGGAAAAGGAUCUGGACUUACUCUUUAGAGAAAAGAGAAGAUGUCAUAGAAAAAAGAUCUUUUCAAAGUCUUUGCAAAAUACAGGCAAAAUCUAUGAAGACCACUGGUCCUGUUGUGGAGCGAAGUGUUAUUAUUUUACCACUAAAAAUCAAGACUGGAAGAAAUGUAAACAGACUUGCCAAAAUUGCAGUUGGUCUCUUCUGAAGAUAGAUGAUGAAGAUGAACUGGUCUUCGUUCAAUCCCAAGCUUAUCAAAAUAACUAUUGGAUUGGAUUAUCAUAUAAUAAAAGGGAAAGUAAAUGGAAAUGGAUUGACACUGGCAUAUCUUCUGGAAUGAGUUUUACAUUAAUGAGUUUGCCUUUUGGGAAAGGGGAAUGUGCAUUUUUAUCUUCAACAAGAAUAACAACUAUUGAUUGCUCCAAUACCUACAAGUGUAUCUGUGAGAAGAGGAUCAUACUUUCUCCGCCUCCUUAAAGGAGGUCCAUUUACGGAAACAGAUGAGCUGGAAAAGAAAGAAAAUUUCUUUUGGGCAAUGAUUUAAGAGAUCAGAUGCCAUGUGUCUCCUUGGGGGAGCAAGAAAGAUUUUGUCUUUGAAGAGCAGUUACACUGUUCUUCAGUGGCCCUGAGAAAUUCUCUUUUUCUUUCCCUGAACCAGCUACAGAACCAAUUAGAAAGCUCUCAAAAAUAGCCUGGGUACUUUCCUUAUCAAGAGGAUGAGUCAAUUCAAUAGCCUCAGGCUCUCAGAGAUAGCACAGUUAAUGAUUAAAGAAUAGUUAUCUUGCACCCUUCUCCCAUCUACAUGCUUACUUCUCAUUUUAAAAACUUAAAAAAAUUUUUGCUAUAAUUUCAAACUUACUGAAUAGUUGAAACAAUAGUAUAAGGAACUCUCAUAUAACCCACAGUUACCAUUUGCUUACAUUUUGUUCUAUCGGCUCUUUACAGUUCUCCCUCCUUCCCCGUCUGCUUCCCCUGCUCUUUGACGAUUCUUUUGGUAUAAAUGUCCAUUUAUACCAUUGGCAUUCCAUUAUGUCCCUUUGUCUAAAUAUUUUAAAAGAACAAGGAUUUGUCUUGUACAAUCAUAUUACAAUUUUCAAAACCAGGAAAUUAAGCACUGAUACAGUGCUAUGAUUUCAUCUGUAACCCAUAUUCAAAUUUUGUCAACUGUCCCAAUAAUGUCAUUUAUAAGUGUUUUUCGUCCAUGUUCAGGAUCAUGUGAAACAUUUAGUUGUCAUGUAUCUUUAGUGUCCUUUAAUCUGGGACAGUUCUUCAGGAUUUCUUUGUCUUUCCUGACAUUGACAACAUUUUAAAAAUCAAGUUUAUUGAAUUAUAUUUUCAUGCAAUAAUAUGCAUCCAUUUUAAGUCAUGAAGUCAAUGGGUUUUUAACAAAUGUAUACACUUCUUAAUCACCAUCAAAUCAAGACGGAACAUUUCCAUCACCUCCAGAACUUCCUUUCCCUGCCUCACCACCCAACUGGCCCCAUGCAACCAGAGAUAUGCUUUUUGUCACUAUUAAUUAGUUUUUCCUAUUAUAGAAUUUCAUACAUCAGGCACUCUGAUAUGUGGCUUCUUUAUGUCCAGCAUGUUUUUGAAGUUAAUCCAUGUUCUUUUGUGUAUCAGUUGUACAUUCUUUCGGUUACAAUUUGCUCACCCACCAAUGGGCAUUUGAUGUAUUUUCUAUUGGGAGCUAUUAUGAAUAAACCUGCUGUGACUAG